This is a messenger RNA of Amphibalanus amphitrite, 909 nucleotides long. RefSeq names its product protein bric-a-brac 2-like. NCBI's taxonomy places the organism in Eukaryota, Metazoa, Arthropoda, Thecostraca, Balanomorpha, Balanidae. The transcript is spliced from 4 exons. The record is from RefSeq and is a predicted model, not a curated record. Gene Ontology annotation, cellular component: nucleus. Gene Ontology annotation, molecular function: protein binding. The annotation marks the transcript as partial. Gene Ontology annotation, biological process: regulation of transcription by RNA polymerase II.
AAUCUCUGGUAGACGUCACGCUGUCGUGCGAGGGUCAGAGCCUCAAGGCACACAAACUGGUCCUCUCGGCCUGCUCGCCCUACUUCAAAACACUCUUUCAAGACCACUCAGAGGCACAUCCUAUUGUGAUAUUGAAGGAUGUGAAGUUUGCCGAACUGAGGAGCAUCAUACAAUUUAUGUACAAAGGUGAAGUGGAAGUUGACCAGUCGGAGAUCGAGUCGCUCAUCGGCACCGCCGAGGGACUCAUGAUCCGAGGUCUGGCCGGCUCCCGGUCCACAGUGAGUGGCCUGCAGCUGCGACCACCGACCGGUCACGACCUGACACCGCGCUCAGAGCCCUCCUCCGACCAGGAACGCAAACGGCCGCGCUCCGAGCACGACUCGGGCGGCGGCGGCGGGGAGCCGGCGCCCUCGCUGCCGCCCUCCGGGCCGCCCACCACCACCUCCAGUAACGGCGAUGACGGCUCUGUGAUAAAGCGGCCCAAGAUCGAAGACCCCGGCUCCGGCUCCGGCGAGGAGAAUAACUCCGUGGACGGCAUGGAAUCGGUAAGUACCGACAGACGCCGCGACUUGUCCACCUCUACCUGCUGCAGUACUGGUAUUCAGAACUGGAACGCAGAUAGAGGUGGAACGGCAAGAAUGACGCGAGCGCCGCGCUAUUGCAGUGAUUUUUUUUUGUGCGCACUAAUAUUAACGUACACGGUGCGGGGACAUAUUGACAAUGACACGCACAACACAUGCCUCUAUUUUUCUACAGACGUCGCAUUACACACGAAACAACGCAAUCCGCAUAAAACGCCUACGGCCUUGAUUGCCCAACACUAACAUGACAGUUGUGUCGUAUUGACAGCUCGCAUAUACUCGUAUAUGUCUCAUCGUAAACUCAUACCUACGAGCUUACUUACGGGAA